AUGGUACGGUUCACAUUUUUUUUUUUCCAGAUUCUGAAAGGUUCGAAGGAUGUUUCAACUGCACAAAUCAGUUCGGUGGCUUAUGCCUUCUCGUUUUUAUGCAAUCUUUUGGAUUAUGUGGAUGCCCUGUGCCGCGCACUUUGUCCAUCUGCAAUGGCCAGAGAACUUUCUGAGGAUGUUACACUGCCAAACAUCGUUCCAAAACAUAUAGUUACGAAACAAAUGGCUUCGAACACGCGCACUCGUGCUUUACCUCUGUGCACAUUCGCUGCUACAGGUAAAAGAUUUGCUGAGCAGCACUGGUACAAUUGUUUCACGUGUAAUAUGAUCAAUGGGGAAGGCGUUUGUUCCGUUUGUGCCGUUAAUUGUCAUCGUGGUCACGAUUUGGCGUACAGUAAAUAUGGCUCAUUUUUCUGUGACUGCGGAGCUAAGGGUUGCGAAGCCCUCAAAUCUGUU
This is a messenger RNA of Gongylonema pulchrum, 456 nucleotides long. The record is from the annotation of a GenBank genome assembly. NCBI's taxonomy places the organism in Eukaryota, Metazoa, Nematoda, Chromadorea, Rhabditida, Gongylonematidae.